AUGACACUGUCCAACAGUGACAUCACAGUGCGUCACGUGGGCGUGAGGAACCAGGGCAUCGUAACGUCACAGUGUAUGGGCGGGGCCUGUCUCCGAGCUGCUCCAUCAUCUGCAUCCUCCAUCUGCACUUGGGAUUUCAUCUGGAACCCACGGACUCACGAGCUGCUGGGACGGACCGCCACAAGCUGGGGUCUGAUCCUCCUCUUCUACCUCGUCUUCUACCUCUUCCUCGCUGGGAUGUUUGCUCUCACCAUGUAUGUGAUGCUGAUGACGCUGGAUGACUACCGCCCCACCUGGCAGGACCGCCUCACUACACCCGGGAUGAUGAUCCGUCCAAAGGGAGAGCAGUUGUACAUUUCCUACUCCAUGUCAAAGUCAGAAUCCUACAGUGACCUGACCAGCAGCCUCAGCUCCUUUCUGUCACAAUACAACGACACCGUUCAGGCUCAAACCAACGACAAUUGUCCCCCUGACCAGUACUUCAUCCAGGAGGACAGCGGAGAGGUGAGGAACAACCCGAAGCGCUCGUGUCAGUUUAACCGCACGUCUCUGGAGGUGUGUUCUGGAAUCACUGACCCGACCUUCGGCUACAGCAGCGGUCAGCCCUGUGUCCUGCUGAAGCUCAACCGGGUCAUCGGGAUGCUUCCUGGUAAAGAUGGACAGUCUCCAUUUGUGUCGUGUGGAGCAAAGAAAGAACAUGGAAACGUUGGACCGUUGGCGUAUUAUCCUCCCAAUGGAACCCUCAACCUCAUGUACUACCCAUACUACGGAAACAAGGCCCAGGUAAACUAUUCUCAGCCUCUGGUCGCGGUGAAGUUCUUGAACGCGUCUCUGAACACAGACCUCAGUGUUGAGUGUCGCAUCAACUCCAACACUUUGGGCGAUGUUUACGCCAACGAGCGCGACAAGUUCGCUGGAAGAGUGUCCUUCAUCCUACGCAUCAACGCUUAG
This is a messenger RNA of Knipowitschia caucasica, 951 nucleotides long. NCBI's taxonomy places the organism in Eukaryota, Metazoa, Chordata, Actinopteri, Gobiiformes, Gobiidae. The record is from the annotation of a GenBank genome assembly.